CAGUGAGAACCAGAUUCAGGGGGUUCCCAGGAAAGCCUUCAGAGGAGCCGUGGAAAUCAAGAACCUCCAGCUGGAUUAUAACCAGAUCAGCUGUAUAGAGGACGGAGCGUUCAGAGCUCUACGUGACCUGGAAGUACUAACUCUGAACAACAACAAUAUAAGUCGUCUGUCGGUGGCUAGCUUCAACCACAUGCCCAAACUGAGGACCUUUCGUCUCCACUCUAACAACCUGGUGUGUGACUGUCAUGUGGCCUGGUUGUCAGAGUGGUUGAGACAGCGUCCUCGUCUGGGUCUUUACACACAGUGCAUGGCCCCCCCCACCAUGAGGGGACACAAUGUGGCUGAGGUCCAGAAGAAAGAGUUCGUAUGUGCAGGCCACCAGUCCUCUUCCUCCUGCAGUGUCCUCCAGUGUCCUGAGUCGUGUACCUGCAGUAACAACAUAGUGGACUGUAGAGGGAAGAGCCUUACUGAGAUACCUAGCAACCUACCAGAGACCAUCACAGAGAUUCGGUUGGAACAGAACGCUAUCAAGAGUAUUCCUGCUGGAGCCUUCUCACCCUAUAAGAAACUACGCAGAAUAGAUCUCAGUAAUAACCAGAUAUCCGACCUGGCGCCAGAUGCUUUCCAAGGCCUGAGAUCCCUCAACUCUCUGGUGCUCUAUGGGAAUAAGAUUACUGAGAUCUCCAAAGGAUUGUUGGAGGGACUGUUCGCUCUGCAGCUACUGCUGUUGAAUGCUAAUAAGAUAGCGUGUCUGCGUGUGGAUGCGUUCCAAGACCUCCACAACCUCAACUUGCUCUCUCUGUACGACAACAAACUACAGACCAUCGCUAAGGGAACCUUCGCUUCACUACGAGCCAUACAGACCCUGUAC
This is a messenger RNA of Coregonus clupeaformis (lake whitefish), 871 nucleotides long. RefSeq names its product slit homolog 2 protein-like. The annotation marks the transcript as partial. Gene Ontology annotation, molecular function: heparin binding; Roundabout binding; follicle-stimulating hormone receptor activity. The transcript is spliced from 9 exons. Lineage: Eukaryota; Metazoa; Chordata; Actinopteri; Salmoniformes; Salmonidae. Gene Ontology annotation, cellular component: membrane. Gene Ontology annotation, biological process: negative regulation of cell growth; negative chemotaxis; retinal ganglion cell axon guidance. The record is from RefSeq and is a predicted model, not a curated record.